GCCGCUUUGGUUGGCUUCUGUAGGAUUUUUUUUCCCGUUAAUAUUGAGUGUAAGUGUUGGUUCAUUUGAACAUAAAGAGUAAAUUCCCCAUCUGAUAUAAAAAGUGUUGAACAAAGCUGAUGCAGAAUUAAACUCAAGUUAACUGGGUCCAUUUGUGAUGUAAAUUCACAGCAGCUCAUGUUUGUUUUAAGGAUGAGAAAUGCAAGAAACCACAUGCUGUGGCAUGAAGCAGCAUAAAUUAAGGAAGUUAAAGUCUCAUUAGUUACAGGAAGUAGAACUAUUGUGACUUAAAAGCUCCAGUUCAGAAUUAAGCAGAGAAAGGCGAUGAAGCAGAGAGAAACAUGGAGGAAAAUCAUUAACAUAACCUUAGACCUCCAGGGGCUGCGAGUGAAAAUCAGCAACAUGAGGUUGAGCUGGAAAAUGAUGCUUCCUACGCCUCCAUCAGCUUCACCAAGAAAUCCAGCAACAGCACGAUAACCUGUUUAGUAGUUCAUGAUUUAAACGUGUUUUCUUGUGUUUUAUAAGAAAUGCAAAGAAACCACAGGCUGUGGCAUGAAGCAGCUUAAAUUAAGGAAGUUAAAGUCUCACUAGUUACAGGAAGUAGAACUAUUGUGACUUAAAAGCUCCAGUUCAGAGUUACACAGGAAGCAGAGAGAGGCGAUGAAGCAGAGAGAAACAUGGAGGAAUCUAGAUGGAGGAAAAUGUUGGUAUUUUUCAUCCUGUUGUUGCAGUUUACAGGAGCUCUAAGCAGAAAUGAAGACCUCUUCCUCUUCUUCACUGUCAAAGCUGGAGACGAUGUCACUUUGCCUUGUAAAAAUGUGGCUGCAGGUCACAGGAACUGUGACACUACCACCUGGAUCUACAGUAAAUUAGGACAAACAUCUGUAGAGUUAAUUAAUCUUGGACAGGUUAAACAAACCACAUCAGACAGACUGAGUGUUUCUGCAGACUGUUCUCUGGUUCUUAAGAAAGUCACAGCUGAGGAUGUUGGUCAGUACACCUGCAGACAGUUUAUAUCAGGAACACAGUCAGGUCCAGAUGCUGGAGUUCAUCUUUCUCUUGUUAAAUUGACAGAACAUCAGAACCAGGACAGAGUGACAUUAAACUGCUCUGUGUUGACAGAUGAACAAUGUAAACACACAGUGAAGUGGUUGUUUAAAGGGAAAGAUGUGGAUAAAGAUAACCAAGAGUUAAAAGAAUCAUCAUCUUCCUGCUCUGCUGCUCUCAACUUCCAGACAUCUCAUUACACUUUCACAUCAAGGUUUAACUGGUUCAGCUGUGAAGUGAAGACAAGAUAUGAUAAGGUGCAGCUUUUUAACUUCAGCUCUCGUUCAUCAGACAAAGAAAAAACAACGGUCACACCAUCAGGUACACCUAAACUAGAAGAAACACCAGACAACAAAUCCAAAGAUUUGCUGUGGUUGUACAUCACUCUGCCUCUGGUUCUAGUGGCCUUGGUAACAGCUGUUGUCUUCGUCCUGUUAAAGAAAUCUAAAGGCAACAAAACUGAGAAAAAUUCCAGUGAUGCUCCAACCCUUAGACCUCCAGGGGCUGCAAGUGAAAAUCAGCAACAUGAGGUUGAGCUAGAAAAUGAUGCUUCCUACGCCUCCAUCAGCUUCACCAAGAACUCCAGCAACAGCACGGAUAAACAUAAGGAUGAAUUCGAUACUGUGACAUACAGCACUGUGAAAGCUUCAUCCCCAGAUCCCAGCAGCCUCUAUGCUUCCAUCAAAUAGAAAAACAAACCAGACGUCCUCAAAUAAUGAGAGAAGGUGCUGAAUGCUACAUAUGUUAUUACAGGUGUGCAUUGUAGAGAAAAUGUGAAAAAAAUUCCUCAUUAUUUAUUUGGAUAAUUUCAUGAAAGAAAAAAAAUUAAGACGCCUUUUACCUGUUGAGCUGUGCUGCUGAUAAUUGUACAAGCUUCGCAUUGAUGUUUUUACUAAAUAAAUGCAAAUUUCCAUUUUUACUUUUAA
Molecule: messenger RNA, 1973 nt
Organism: Girardinichthys multiradiatus
Lineage: Eukaryota; Metazoa; Chordata; Actinopteri; Cyprinodontiformes; Goodeidae
Exons: 11
Coding region: 678-1736 (352 amino acids)
Biological process (GO): T cell activation; positive regulation of ERK1 and ERK2 cascade; interleukin-15-mediated signaling pathway
Cellular component (GO): external side of plasma membrane; membrane raft
Molecular function (GO): MHC class II protein binding; protein tyrosine kinase binding
Source: RefSeq, a predicted model, not a curated record